CCGAAGUGAAGUUCUAUGUGAUAAGGUGUCGAGUGUGGCUGUGAAGAGAAACUUUGUUUCCAAAGACUGAAAAAAAUGACUUCGCUCGACGUGCUAACGAAUAAUGUAUUCGAUCAUCCAAGAAGCAAUUCGAGCUCGACUUUCUGGUCGACUCUGGAGCGAGCUUACGACCUGCAGAUUCCCACGUACGUGAAAAAUAUACUGCGCAUAACAGGUUACGGGAAUCCUAUAUCCUUCCAGCGAAUCACUCCGGACACGCUCGAGCAGAUUGAGAUUUUCGUGCGGACGAGCGUCAGCUUUCCACUGCCCGCGGACUCGAGGGAGGAGGAUUACUUCGGCCAUUUUUUUGUAAAUAAACGAAACUUGUUUACGUUUACUCCCGGCGAUAGAGAUCUUGUAUUAGGCUUGGUCGAUCGCGUCAAGGAGUACACGAUGGUCUUUCAAAAACUUCUGAAUUAUUAGAUUUAAUAUAGGUUAUUUCAAGUUGAUUGCGAAAUUUUUGGGCUUUUUUAUCAGAUAAAAAUAUUUUGUCGUCGUUUUGCAACAUUGUAUUUUGACGUUACGCUCGGGAUUGUAAUAUAGCUAGGGACAAAAAAGUGAUAGUUUAUCAGCGUUGUGAUGGGUUUAUUCUUAUAAUGGUGUAUUCAAGUUUAAUGGAAUGUUUGAGAGAGAUCUAGAAAAAGUUAAUCGUACUUUGCAAUAUAAAUUGCUAGUUUAUUAUAAUAUCAUGCUUAUGCAGUGAUAUCAUACCU
Messenger RNA from Trichogramma pretiosum, 752 nucleotides. RefSeq lists its product as uncharacterized. The record is from RefSeq and is a predicted model, not a curated record. The transcript is spliced from 2 exons. The coding region runs from base 76 to 462 and encodes 128 amino acids. Lineage: Eukaryota; Metazoa; Arthropoda; Insecta; Hymenoptera; Trichogrammatidae.